Molecule: messenger RNA, 2569 nt
Organism: Sesamum indicum (sesame)
Lineage: Eukaryota; Viridiplantae; Streptophyta; Magnoliopsida; Lamiales; Pedaliaceae
Product: metal transporter Nramp2
Biological process (GO): manganese ion transport; iron ion transmembrane transport
Cellular component (GO): membrane; trans-Golgi network
Molecular function (GO): manganese ion transmembrane transporter activity; cadmium ion transmembrane transporter activity
Source: RefSeq, a predicted model, not a curated record
UUGCUUAUAUUGGCAUUACGAUCUCUUCUCGUUCCCUAUAAACCAGCCAAAAUUAUGGACAAGCCUUUCUCGUGGGUGCACCAAAGAACCACUUGCACGGCAGUACCAAAUCACCCCCACUCGGCCGAUAUGACAACGAUACCCCUAGCGACGUCCAACCUGUCGAUAUAUGAAUGGUCCACGCUAUAUCUCCCUGCGAGAACAGCCUAUUACUGUACACGUACAUGUACCGUACUUGGUCUGAUAAUCUUAUAAAUUCGAGAACCCCCGCCACAAACCACCACCGAAUUCCGUCCAGCUCCGCCAUACCCCACCGCCACCGCCGCUCAGAAUCUAAAACCCCUGAGCUGAAAGGAAAACAUAGCUGGAAUCCGGAGUAAUUCAAUGAACUCAAUCCCACAGCAAAACCAUGCGGCGCCGAAUUCACACACGGAAUCACAACAGCUACAAGCAGUUGAAAGAGAGCAAGAAGAUGAAUCUCACCGUCUACUGCCCACGUCGGCGUCCCCCUCAUCUGACGCCGUUCUGAUUAAAACAGUAGAAAGAUUCGAGGACGACGAUCAGGAAGCAGCGUACGAGGCCCGCGAGAAGAUCCUGAUCGGCGAUUUCGAAUUGGAUUCCCCGAAUUCUUCCAGCGUGCCGCCGUUUUCGUUCAAGAAGCUCUGGCUAUUCACGGGUCCGGGUUUUUUGAUGAGCAUAGCAUUUCUGGAUCCGGGGAAUCUUGAGGGGGAUCUUCAGGCGGGGGCAAUUGCGGGUUACUCGUUACUGUGGCUGUUGAUGUGGGCCACGGCGAUGGGCCUGUUGAUUCAACUGUUGUCGGCGAGAAUAGGGGUGGCAACCGGCCGGCAUUUAGCGGAGCUUUGUCGUGAGGAGUACCCAUAUUGGGCUGGGAUUGUUUUGUGGUUCAUGGCGGAGGUAGCGUUGAUUGGGGCAGACAUUCAGGAGGUAAUUGGAAGUGCGAUCGCUAUCCAGAUUCUGAGCCGUGGCCUGCUACCCCUUUGGGUUGGUGUUCUAAUUACUGCUUCUGAUUGCUUUAUGUUUUUACUUCUUGAAAACUAUGGCGUGAGGAAGUUGGAAGCUGUUUUUGCUGUUCUGAUUUCAACUAUGGCGCUAUCAUUUGCUUGGAUGUUUGCUGAUGCUAAGCCAAGUACAAAGGAGCUUUUAAUUGGUCUUUUGGUUCCAAAACUUAGCUCAAGAACAAUUCGGCAAGCUGUGGGAGUUGUGGGUUGUGUAAUAAUGCCUCACAAUGUCUUUUUGCACUCUGCUUUAGUACAAUCAAGGACAAUUGACCCUAACAAGAAAGGUCAGGUCCAGGAGGCACUCAACUACUACACCAUCGAGUCCUCGGCUGCCCUUCUCGUCUCCUUCAUGAUCAACUUGUUCGUGACGACCGUCUUUGCUAAGGGAUUUUAUGGAAGUAAACAAGCAGACAGUAUAGGCCUAGUAAAUGCCGGACAAUAUCUUGAGGAGAAAUAUGGUGGGGGUUUCUUUCCUAUUCUGUAUAUAUGGGGUAUUGGAUUAUUAGCCGCUGGGCAGAGUAGUACAAUAACCGGCACGUACGCUGGACAGUUUAUAAUGGGAGGUUUUCUUAAUCUACGUCUAAAGAAGUCAGUAAGGGCGUUGAUUACUAGAAGUUGUGCUAUUAUACCAACUAUAGUCGUGGCUCUGGUUUUCAACAAAUCAGAAUCAUCGUUAGAUGUACUAAAUGAAUGGCUCAAUGUGCUACAGUCUAUACAGAUACCUUUUGCUCUCAUCCCACUUCUCACCUUGGUGUCGAAGGAGCAGGUGAUGGGAGUCUUUAAGAUUGGCCCCACCCUUGAGAGAGCUGCAUGGACAGUGGCUGCACUGGUGAUAGUAAUUAACGGAUAUCUUUUGCUCCACUUCUUCCUCUCCGAAGUCAAUGGGCUGUUGUUCGGUUUCCUCGUCUCUGCUGGGACAGCAGCGUAUGUAGCAUUCAUAGUGUAUCUUGUUUCACAUAGUAAUAGUGAGCUUUCCAAUUGGCUAAGCCAAUUUGUACCCAAGAGUUUUAGUUACUCUGGAAACUAAGCCACCAAAGGAGCUCUUGUCCGGCUGAGAAAUAUUGAAAUCCAAUCAUUUACAUCGGUCUUGUCAACCCCAAAUAACUGAUGCAGACACGAGCAUUUCGGAACAGUGCUCCCUGCAGAAACGAAGAAGUUUUUCCCGAAAUGAUCUCUUACUUAACUUGCUGAAUUUGGUAGGUUCAUCCAUCUAAAUUCGGUAGCAGCUGUAUUCAACCACACAUUGUGGGAAUAAAUUGGAGCCAGAUGAAAACUGAUAAAAUUCUUGUUUGAUACAUCCAGGAGGUAAUUUUCUCUGUACAGAAUGGACAAGGGCAACAUUCUCUGCCAAAUGAAGGUGCUGUUGUAAUCAGAAUUCCACAUACCCAUUGUACUGUACUCAUUCCCUCUGGUGGAUGUAAAUAAGUUCAUUACUAAUCAAUUUUGUCCGGAUACAUGUAGUGUUUUUCUGUGAGUAGAAGCAAAUUGUAGAUUUUUGUAUGUGUUCCUGAUGGGACUUGUUGCAAUUCAUGCUGUUCUGUCUGUGAUCA